Messenger RNA from Zingiber officinale, 1138 nucleotides. Its product is annotated as chromatin structure-remodeling complex protein BSH-like. Gene Ontology annotation, biological process: regulation of transcription by RNA polymerase II; chromatin remodeling. Gene Ontology annotation, cellular component: nucleus; nuclear chromosome. The coding region runs from base 108 to 884 and encodes 258 amino acids. Lineage: Eukaryota; Viridiplantae; Streptophyta; Magnoliopsida; Zingiberales; Zingiberaceae. The transcript has 11 exons. The record is from RefSeq and is a predicted model, not a curated record. Gene Ontology annotation, molecular function: transcription coregulator activity.
UUAACCGAAACCCUUGCCACAAGGGUUCUGGUGUUCGAUCCCUUCUCGAUGAGAAGCGACAAUUUUUGAAGCAGAAGUGAGAGAUCGUGAGAGGAUGCAAAAAAGCGAUGAGAUUCUUCACGCCAGGCGCUGCGAAAGCCUCCAUCAAAUUCAGGAUGCCAACAGCGGAGAAUCUUGUGCCCAUCCGGUUGGAUAUUGAUGUCGAUGGGAAUCGCUUCAAGGAUGCCUUCACCUGGAAUCCCAGUGAUCCUGAUUCAGAAGUGACCAAUUUUGCUAAAAGGACUGUGAAGGAUCUCAAAUUACCAUCAACAUUUGUGGCGCAUAUUUCUCAAUCCAUUCAAAACCAAUUGUCAGAAUUCCAUUCAUUUGAAGGUCAAGAAAUGCAAAUCAAGGAGAAAAUUGUGCCUAUCAAGAUUGAUCUACGUGUUAACAACACCGUAAUAAGAGAUCAGUUCUUGUGGGACAUUAGCAACUUAGAAAGUGAUCCUGAAGAGUUUGCGCGAACUUUCUGCAAAGACAUGGAUAUUGGAGACCCGGAAGUUGGACCAGCAAUUGCAGUUUCGAUAAGGGAGCAGCUUUAUGAGAUUGUAACUCAAUCAGUUUCUUCAGCCAGAGAGACCAGAAUAGGGAAAAAGGGCCGACGAGCAUCAGAUACUCUCACAAACAGUAAAGCGGGCAUCACUAUGGACUUAGGGAAGCUAUUUGGCAGUAAAGGAAGUGUUGUUCGAAAAAGGAAAGAAUGGUAUUUAUAUGAACCCAUUGUCGACAUUUUGUCAAACGAGGAGGUCGGGGCUCUUGAUGCAAGGGAAGAACUAAAUGCGCGUUUGAAGAGAAAGUUGGAUGAAAAAGACGAGAGCUUUCAGACGCGCUAUUCUCAUGGUUGAACCAUGCCAGUGAUAAUGGCCACAACCUGUUGAAGGUUUUCUCCCCUGCAAGAGCAAGGUUAGCAACUCUGACAGGAAAAACGACUCGUGGACAAGCUUCUGUGGCAUUAUAAGUUUUAUAUGUUGAAAUCGAGAAUGUUUUGACAAACUAAACGUGUUCAGAUGUAAAAGCUGUAGGAUGAUUUGUUUUGAGGUGCUUGAAAUUCUCAUGAAGAAUACCAAAACUAUUCUCCAUAAUCACUUGUUUUGAGGCA